Haliotis rufescens (red abalone) is the source of this 2012-nucleotide messenger RNA. RefSeq lists its product as uncharacterized. The transcript is spliced from 11 exons. The record is from RefSeq and is a predicted model, not a curated record. Lineage: Eukaryota; Metazoa; Mollusca; Gastropoda; Lepetellida; Haliotidae. Bases 210 to 1466 code for a protein of 418 amino acids.
GCAUAUUGGGUAACUCCAAUGGCCGAGUGAUUGUUGUGUAUUUUUAAGAUUACAUACGCAGUAAGCUGACCUAGUUAAAUGCAGCUCAUCGUUUUCGCAAUUUGUAAUUUCCUGUUAUGUCUUCAUAUUGUUAGGAAUGUAGUAUGAUUAGAAACAUGGCGACUUGUAGGUGACAGGCUACAUGACGGUCCACGGGUGCCCCUGGGACGAUGAAGUCAACAUGGUUCCGGAUGGCAGAAUUUUCUGGCAUUAUUAUACUUCUUCUGUUAAGUUUCGGAAAGAUCGUUGAAGGACACUGCUCAAAAUACUUGUAUGAACUACCUAAUCGGCCUGAGAUGUGUGACAUGUGUCGGAUCUGUCCUGACUAUAUGGAAAUAGCGGCCUACAUUCAGCCUGGUUGCCAUGACCAGCUGUCUGAUGGGCGUAAAGUGCAGUGUAGCGGCAUGGACUUCAUCAAGCCAGCAUGCACAGAGUGGAAGCCAGAGAUAGGCAGCCUCAGGUGCAGUGACAACAACAGUGUCUACAGUUCUUGCUCACUGCGGUGUCCUCGAGGAUUCAAGCCAUCUGAUCCAGACAACAUUACCUGUCUGGCAGAGCCACACCUACAGUGGAGUCUCCCAUUGCCCUUCUGUCAGAAUAAAAAACAAUCAGACUGGAGAAAGAAACACGGAGUUCUAAGUGGAGUGGCCAUAUUCUUUAUGGUUGUGUUAUUCCUGCUCGGACCAUGGUGUAUUCUCAUCUGCCUUAUCAACUGGAACAAGAAACAGGAGCAGCACAGUCUGCAAACAGAACAAGCUGCACAGAAUCCUAAAGGUCAAGUCGUUAUGAAGCUGAUAAAUGCAGUGCACAGUCAAAGAUGCUAUGUCCUCCGGAACAAGUGGAUCGCAAAAGAUGGUACUAACGUCAUGAUCUCGGCCACACCCAAGGAGGACACUUUAGUAGUAACGGCCUUGUCGGCGGAGAAGGCAGGGUCAGGGGGCGAGGUCUACACGGCUCCACAGUCGGCCCCGAGUCAGAUCGUUCUGCACAGUGUGUCAACUCAGCACCCCGGACGAUACAACUGGAUUGCUGACCUCAGUGAUGGUACCUCGGAGUGCGGAGUUUUCUUUUUGGAGGUUAAAGUGUCGACAUUGUCGGGCCCGUCUGGACAAGGCUCUGGGUUUGGGAGGCUGAUGAAGAACCGCAGCGACGUCCAGCGACUGUGUGUCCUGUUUGACCAGGAGGAGGUCCCAGGCGUCAUCUCCUGGCGUACUAUAGCCGUUUCCCCCCUCUUGGACUACGACAUGCAGCAAGUCAAACAUGACGAGUACCACUUGAAAGGUAAGCCUAGGGGUAACGGGCCCACAAUGAAAGUCCUGACACUCCUACACCAGAAAGGCACCACCAUUGCAAGACUUACAGAGUUCUUACAAGAGCAUAUGAGUCCAACCAGUGAACCUCUCCAGAUACUGAAUAAGUACUUAUGACUAUUACUGUGUUGUUUCUAGACACAUAUUAAUUUAAUUUCAUGAAACGUUAUUUAUGGAAUUUUAAUGAAAUGUUACUUCUGAGUCUCUAGAACGAUGAGAGUUACGUAAUUUCUGCCACAAGUAUAAAUCUUAAUAAUCUUGUGUAAGUAACACCUGAUGAACCAUUAUUAGUGUACAGGUUGUUUUUAUAAAACCAUAGGUAGUUGAAAUAUAAAAAAGUGAAAUUAUAAAUAUUUUUAGGGACUUCUUUAAUCAUGAUCAAUCUAAAGGAUGUGCAUUUUGGAUGUUGUCGAGAUGACAAGAGUUAUUGCCCUUCCCAUACUGGUCCAGUGGAGUUUUUCCAUACUGUUAUUUGUUAGCAGACUGGGGAGGCGGUUACGAUGGCUUUAGAAUUAUAAUUUUGGGUGGGUGGAUCUUUAAAUCUGGUACAAGACACCUGUUUGAUUUCUGACAGGUGUGACAUACAGUGACCAGGAGUUGUAUACCAUAUUCCACGUAAUAAGCGCCCCGCUCUAAUAUGCGCGCCGAUAUUUGCUAAUAUAU